This is a messenger RNA of Cydia fagiglandana, 2183 nucleotides long. It is a transcript of the gene Lgr1, whose product is annotated as lutropin-choriogonadotropic hormone receptor. Gene Ontology annotation, biological process: adenylate cyclase-activating G protein-coupled receptor signaling pathway; hormone-mediated signaling pathway; activation of adenylate cyclase activity. Lineage: Eukaryota; Metazoa; Arthropoda; Insecta; Lepidoptera; Tortricidae. The record is from RefSeq and is a predicted model, not a curated record. The transcript has 12 exons. Gene Ontology annotation, molecular function: protein-hormone receptor activity; G protein-coupled peptide receptor activity. Gene Ontology annotation, cellular component: plasma membrane. Bases 1 to 2124 code for a protein of 707 amino acids.
AUGGAACUGUACAAGCCGAACAUCACCUCACUGACAGCGCGCGCCAUCCACGCUGCCGGCUACCACCUGCACACAGUUGGCCAUCUGACCAUACGAGAUGCGCCGCUGCUCGAGCAUGUCAAAGUUGAAGAUCUGACUAAGAUGCCUAAUCUCAAAUCCCUGUACAUAACGCAAGCGCCGAAGCUGCAGCGAGUGGCGCCGUUGCCCGCGCUUCCGGAACUACUCACAUUCAUGAUCACGACGUCGGGCCUGGUGGAGGUGCCCAACUUGAGUCACGUGCACGAGAACAGAGCCAACACCUCCGCAGCAUAUUUGCAAGCCAUAGACCUCGAAGGCAACCACAUCAAACGUAUCCCGGCACACGCGCUACGCGUGCGCGCGGCUCAAGUUUCACUGAACUACAACCUGAUUGAAGAGGUGCCGGCACACGCUUUCAAGUUCGCUGAGAUUUCCAAACUGAGUUUCAGGGGCAACAUUAAUCUGAAGCGUUUGGAUGAAAAUGCCUUCGCUGGCAACCUGGUGCUCCGACAGUUAGAUUUAAGCAACACCGCAAUUACCUCGCUACCUAUAAAAGGAUUAGAGAAGCUGGAAAUACUCAAGAUAGAGCGCACCCCCGCGCUCAAAUACAUCCCAUCGAUAUACGAUUUACAGAGCCUGAAGGAGGCCCACUUGACCCACCACUUCCACUGCUGCGCGUUCGCGUUUCCCGAGCGCCAUGACCCAGCUCGACACGCACUUUAUGAGCUCUACAUGAAACAACUGAAAGAGAAAUGUGCUCAAGAUGCAAAGUCUGCAGAGAGACGACAGAGAUCCCUGGAGCCUAUCAGAAAAUUCGACACACAACAGUUAAAAGCGCAACUACAAGGGAAUUCAGAAGAAGAUGAGUCAACGGCAACAACGAGCGAGGACUACUCGCCGAACAUGUUCGACUUCGACUACGGCGGCGAAGUCAGCUCCGAAUACGGCGAUGAAAUGUUCCACGAGGCCGUCAACACCACCGGCGCCGAGAUGCUGGAGUGCGGCAACUUCAGCGCCAAGUUGCGCGUGGUGAACUGCACGCCCCUCCCCGACGAUCUCAACCCUUGCGAAGACGUGAUGGGCUGGACGUGGCUCCGCGCCAGCGUCUGGUUCGUGGUCGCUGCGGCAGUCGUCGGCAACCUCGCUGUCCUCAUCGUCCUCCUCGCCAACCGCUCGGAACUCACCGUCCCCCGCUUCCUUAUGUGCCAUCUCGCGUUCUCUGACCUGUGCACUGGAAUCUACCUCUUCAUGCUAGCUGUAGUAGACCUACAAUCUUACGGAGAAUUCUUCAACUACGCUUACGACUGGCAAUAUGGAGUCGGAUGCAAAAUCGCUGGAUUCUUAUCUGUUUUCUCUGGACAGCUAUCAGUCUUUACUUUAACUAUAGUGACUUUGGAACGCUGGUUCGCGAUUACCUUUGCGAUAUAUUUGGAGAGGAGAAUCUCUUUGGGAACGGCUGCUAAAAUCAUGAUCGGUGGCUGGCUGUUUUCUAUUCACAUGGCCGGGUUGCCUCUGGCUGGUGUGUCAGAUUAUUCCUCAACUUCUAUUUGCUUGCCAGUCAAGAGUUCAUCGACCUCAGAUGCAGUGUACCAAGGAUCGCUGUUCCUUUUCAAUGCCGUAGCGUGGGUGAUAAUAGUGGUGUGCUACGUGGGAAUAUACAGAUCUCUUGGAGGCGGUGGAGAAAAGUACGGAGGUAGAGCAGCAGCGGCGGCUGCUGAACGACGCAUCGCCAACAAAAUGGCUUUACUAAUCGGUACGGAUUUACUCUGCUGGGCGCCGGUUGCAUUUUUCGGAGUGACGGCGCUCGCGGGGGUUCCUCUAGUCGACGUGAGCCACGGAAAAGUACUACUAGUAUUUUUUUAUCCGCUAAACGCGUGCGCUAAUCCGUUCCUUUACGCAAUACUCACAAAGCAGUACCGUAGGGACUUUAUAAAUUUGAUCGCGCGCAGCGGGCGCUGCAAUUGGUUGGUGGAACGGUACAAGCUUGCGGCCACGCCCCCCGCUACUGCGCACACUCAGCAGUCGGCGCCGGCGCCUCUUCUUCCGCUAGUGCAGUAUGGGAGGAGCACGUCACAAAUCAGCAAGGAAAAUGGGGAACUGCUUUAAUUUACGUUUGUUAUUGAUAUUUGUAAUUUUAUGCUUAAUAUUAGAUAAUUUAUUUAUUA